Molecule: messenger RNA, 1317 nt
Organism: Exophiala dermatitidis NIH/UT8656
Lineage: Eukaryota; Fungi; Ascomycota; Eurotiomycetes; Chaetothyriales; Herpotrichiellaceae
Product: beta-lactamase
Exons: 1
Coding region: 1-1317 (438 amino acids)
Source: RefSeq, a predicted model, not a curated record
AUGGGCGGUCCCAAUUCCUCAGACAUGGCGGCCAAACUCCGACCCCUCUUUGAGGCCGCGGUCAACGAAAAGAAGAUCCCAGCAAUUGGAGCAUUUAUCGUCGACUCAGAGGGCAACUUCCGGCUGAAAGAGACAUUUGGAACCACCAACAUGGAUGAUCCCAACGCAGCACCAUUCGACGCCGACACAACAACACGUCUGUUCUCAUGCAGCAAGCUUAUCACGACCAUUGCAGCCCUGCAGCUACUGGAGCAAGGAAAGCUGUCCCUUUCCGACCCAGUCGAGAAAUACGUGCCGCGAAUCUCCAAGAUCCAAGUCCUGCAGUCGUUCACGACAAACGACAAAGGCCAACCUCAACCAAUCUUUCGCAGCCCGAAAUCCAAACCGACCAUCCAUCAGCUCAUGACACAUACAUCCGGCUUCUCCUACGACUUCUUCGACAAACCGACGCUCCAAUGGCGUCUGUCCACAGGCGACGUUCCAGCAAAGUACAACGACCGAGGGAGCUGGGAAGAUUUCGAGACGCCAUUUGUCGCUGACCCCGGAGCCAAGUACGUUUACGGCACGGGUACCGACUGGUUGGGGCUUGUUGUGCAGCAAAUAGCUGGCCUCACUUUGCCCGAAUAUGUUGACAAUUUCAUCUGCCAGCAGUUGGGAAUGACCAAUACAAGACCUGUUCUGAAGGGUCCUCAAGAAAAGAGGCUUAUCGUGCAUGUCAAAGGCAACGAUGGCAAAUUAAAGGCAAACCCGGCGUUGAAGAAUGCGGAAAACCCGCAAGUAUAUGGCGGAGGCGGGUGCUUUUACUCGACCAUGAAUGACUUUGCGAAGCUCUUGUCCACUUUGUUGAACGGUGGGACGAGUCCGCAAACCCAGAAAUCCAUACUCAAACCGGAGACGGUCAGAGAGUACCUCUUCAAAGACCAGCUUCCUGCGGAAGUGGAUAAGUCUGGUCUAGGUGAGAUUCGCACGAGUAUUCCUGCCGUUUCGAAUGAAGGAUCCUUUUUGCCGUCUUGCCCGUUGACCCAGCGCGGAUGGUCGUGUGCCUUGCUUAUUAACCAUCAAGAUCUCCCCCGGGGCAGGAAACGUGGUAGUGGUGCUUGGGCUGGGCUGGGGAAUUUGUAUUAUUGGAUCGAUCCGACUGAGAAGAUUGCUGGUAUGGUCGUUUCGGCUGUGUUUCCCUUUCUUGAUCCGACAGUGCUCAAACUGUUUGAUCAGUUGGAACGAGUGGCGUAUGGACAUGAGCCUGCUGGGUUGGAGGAUGAUGGGUUGAGUAAUUUCAGUGUUGGGGCUGGAAGAAGUCCCGCACCAAAGAUAUAG